AUGGCUCCGCGUGCAGAAGCAGUACCGAAAGAAAUUGCAGAGGUUCCAAAAAAUGUGCCGACUAGAGGAAUUAAUGCAGUUUUAUUAGGUCCACCUGGUUGCGGUAAGGGUACACAGGCUCCACUAUUGAAAGAACGAUAUUGUGUAUGCCAUCUAUCCACAGGUGAUAUGCUUAGAGCAGAAAUCAAUUCUGGAUCCCCUAUUGGAACGGAAAUUAAAAAAAUAAUGGAUGAGGGUAAAUUAGUCAGUGACGAUCUUGUAGUUAAUAUGAUUGAUAGUAAUCUAGACAAACCUGAAUGUAAACGUGGUUUUUUAUUGGAUGGUUUUCCUAGAAGCGUUCCACAAGCUGAAAAACUUGAUGAAAUGUUGAAAAAGAGACAAACUAAGUUAGAUGCUGUCAUAGAGUUUGGAAUUGAUGAUAAUCUAUUGAUAAAAAGAAUCACAGGGCGUUUAAUACAUCCUGCGAGUGGCAGAUCAUACCAUGAAGAAUUUUCUCCUCCUAAAGAACAUAUGAAAGAUGAUAUUACUGGAGAACCAUUAAUUAAAAGAUCUGAUGAUAAUGCAGAAGCAUUGAAGAAACGAUUAGCAACAUAUCACACACAAACUCAACCUUUGAUUGACUAUUAUGCUUUACAAGGGAUUCAUUAUUAUGUUAAUGCAGCUCAGUCUCCUACAAACGUUUUUAAAGACAUUGAUCGCAUUUUCUUAAAAACCACUAAAGAAGAGAAAAAGAAAGGCCUUUUCAGUUGGCUUUUUUAAAAUGUUGAAUGAAAAAAUGUACCUUGUUUUUCUUUUACAAACAAAGGGCAAUAUCUAGUUAAUGAAAAAAUAGUUUUAAUAUUAAAUACUUUCAGCUAAAUUUAGCAAUCUAGGUAUAUGACUCUUAGUUUAAAAACAAUUUAAGCUACUUUUAAUCAGUACAGUAUGUAUUUUUUGAAUAACUAAUAGAGUAUAUUGAUUGGAAGAGCAAAAGCAAAAGAGAAGAAAAUGAAAGUGAUAUUUCAUAG
Molecule: messenger RNA, 1007 nt
Organism: Heterotrigona itama
Lineage: Eukaryota; Metazoa; Arthropoda; Insecta; Hymenoptera; Apidae
Source: the annotation of a GenBank genome assembly